UUUCGAGUCAGAAAUGUUGAAACUUUAUUGUGUAAACCACUCCUAUGUUCUGCUCUACUUCUGUGUAUAGCUUCAUUGUUCCAGAAAAUGUUAGCUGACUUGAAUCAGAGCCUGGUCCAGAAGAAGUUGCUCAACUCAUUUAUUUGAACACCUGCUCGUGGGAGCAGGAGUUAUGUCAAGCAGCUCCAUCUGUAAAAAGAUCUUUAACACCAUGUGCAUAUGGACUGGUUACCAAGCUCUGUCUCUGUAGUUUGUUGGAGAAGUGUUUCCCUCACAAGCAUUACCAGCUAAUCCUCUUCUUAUAGCUCCUCAGCAUCAUAUGAACACAGUAGCUCUUGAGCUAAAUAGCUGUUUAGAAAGUAGAAAAUGAAAGGCAAAGAGCACUGGGUCAGUAGGUUGGACUGAGGAAAGUUAUCUGGCUUCAACACAGCCUUAGUGUUGAAACUGCUACACCGCUGGAGACUGUCCUCUGUUUCCUGGAGACUGCCAGGUGGGAGGUAAACACACUGCUAUCAGAAACAAGGAAGCACAAACACAGAGUUCAUCUGAAGAAUUUACAAUUUACCUGUUUGAGGAGGUUUGAGAGUCUAAACGCAUGAAUAGAUGCAGAGCAUUGUCCAUUGUCAUCCUACAGAGGAGUGACAGUGUCUUAGCCAGGCCCACAGGGAGAGGACCAUGGCCCUGAGCGAUGCAAGUAGUGACCCUCUGGUCCUCAGCAAUGGAGGCCACCGUCCUCCCAGUGCCAACGGAAAUACCCCUUCAAACACCAGCACACCAGUCAGCAACGGUCAGGACCCCCUCACGUCUGCCUCUAAUGGUGACUGUCCUGUAGCAGAAGGGGACGAAGAUGUCAUAGUGAAGGACGCAGCGUGUAUAGCUCAGCAGAAGCACAUUGUCCAGCGUACGAGCAUACUGAGCCAAAAUGGCGGCGUAGUCAAACAAAACGGCUCCCUGAGGAACCUUCCCCCGCUUUCUGCCGCCUCUUCCUCCCCAGCCAUCACAGACUCCCAGAGGCUGGCCAAACGCCACCUUCCCUCUACCCUCUCCCCAUCCUCUUCAUCCCCUCCUCUGCAGCCCCCGCCACUCUGCUGCCAGCACUGUCACUUCCACUCCACCCUGUGCUGUCCCUGUGGACAGCAGGAGUGCCCGCUCUUCCAGAACCCGGCCACAGGCCCAGGGCCCGUCUCCGUCCCACACCCUGCGACUGCUUCAUCCUGUCCGUGCUGCCUUUCUGCUUGCACAUACUCUCACCCCCAUCCUCCUCACUCAUCUUCCCCACUCUGUCUCCAUCACCACCAUCACCAGCGCUGGCAGGAGCACCUCCAGAACCAGACACCUGGAAUCAGUCCUGCAAGACCCUUUCGAUUCCCCAAAAGCUAUGCUGAGCUGAUAGCUGAUUGGCCGGUGGUGGUGCUGGGUGUGUGCACAGUGCUCAUUGUUGUGUGUGCUCUAGUGGGCAUUCUGGUGCCUGACUUGCCUGAUUUCUCAGACCCGCUGCUGGGUUUUGAGCCACGGGGCACAGCCAUUGGCCAGCGACUGGUCACAUGGAACAACAUGGUGAAGAACACAGGCUACAAAGCAACACUGGCCAACUACCCAUUCAAAUACGCUGAUGAGCAGGCCAAAAAUCACCAAGAGCCCAGGUGGCCUGAGGACCAUUUUGAUAGAGACAAACGGCAAGCAGAGUGGGACUUCAGUAAAGAGUUUUUCUGUGAUGUUCCAGGCGACAGUUACUCUAGACUGGUGUUCACAUCAGCUGAGGGGAAGAACCUUUGGAGUAUUCAGGCCAUCAAAUCAAUGUGCAACCUGGACAACACAAGGGUGCGUUCCCAUCGUGACUACUGGAGCCUUUGUCAGCGCACUAACGAUGCCUCAUGUUGUCCCAGCUGGACACUUGGUAACUACAUUGCCGUACUCACCAACAGGUCAUCCUGCCAGAAGAUCACAGAGCGUGAUGUAUCACACACGCUCAAGAUUCUGCGCUCAUGUGCCAAGUAUUACCACAAUGGCACUCUGGGACCUGACUGCUGGGACAUGGCACUGCGACGGAAAGAUCAGCUGAAGUGUGCCAGUGUGCCCCGGAAGUGCACCAAGUACAACGCUGUGUACCAGAUCCUUCACUUCCUGGUGGACAAAGAUUUCCUCAGUCCCAAAAGCCUGGAAUAUCCUCCACCUGUACUCAAAUACAGCAUGCUCUUUUCCCCCACGGAGAAAGGAGAGUCGAUGAUGAACAUUUACUUGGACAAUUUUGAGAACUGGAACUCAUCAGACGGUAUCACCACAGUCGCAGGGAUUGAGUUUGGCAUCAAACAUGACCUCUUUCAGGACUACCUCCUCACAGACACAGUGUAUCCUGCCAUAGCUAUAGUGAUUGUCUUGCUGGUCAUGUGUGUCUAUACACGCUCAGUUUUCAUUACUCUAAUGACAAUAAUAGCCAUCAUCAGCUCACUGAUUGUGUCCUACUUUCUUUAUCGAAUGGUCUUCAACUUUGAGUUCUUCCCCUUCAUGAACCUCACGGCCCUCAUCAUCUUGGUGGGCAUCGGUGCAGAUGACGCUUUUGUCCUUUGCGAUGUGUGGAACUACACCAAGUUUGAUAAACCUCAUGCUGAGCUGGCAGAGACCGUCAGUGUGACCCUGCAACAUGCUGCCCUAUCUAUGUUUGUCACCAGCUUCACCACUGCUGCAGCUUUUUAUGCCAAUUACGUCAGCAACAUUACCGCCAUACGCUGUUUUGGUGUCUAUGCGGGUACUGCCAUAUUGGUGAACUAUAUUCUCAUGGUGACGUGGCUCCCAGCUGUGGUGGUGCUACACGAACGCUACCUACCUAAUGUGUUCCCUUGCUCCAAGCCACCACACCAGGAAAGGGGCUACUGCACCCGCAUCUUCUGGGCUGGUCUUUGUCAGAAGGCCAACAAAUGCCUCUUUACGGUUUCUGAGGCAUCAAGGAUCUUCUUUGAGAAGGUGCUGCCUUGCAUCGUCAUCAAAUUGCGCUACCUCUGGCUCUUCUGGUUCCUUGCCAUUACGGUGGGGGGUGCCUAUGUGGUUUGUGUCAACCCAAAGAUGAAGCUCCCGUCUCUGGAGCUGGCAGAGUUUCAGGUGUUCCGUUCCUCACACCCGUUUGAGCGCUACGAUGCUGAGUACAAGAAACUUUUCAUGUUUGAGAGGGUGCACCAUGGUGAGGAGCUCCACAUGCCCAUCACCAUUAUCUGGGGUGUGACACCUGUGGAUAAUGGGGACCCCCUGAACCCCAAAAACAAGGGAAAACUGAUGCUGGAUAGCAGUUUCAACAUUGCCAGUCCAGCAUCUCAGCUGUGGAUCCUCAACUUCUGCCAGAAGCUCAGAAAUCAGAGCUUUGUCUUUCAGUCAGAAGAGCAGGACUUCACCAGCUGCUUCAUCGAGACAUUCAAACAGUGGAUGGAGAACCAGGACUGUGAGGAGGCUUCUGUCUACCCCUGCUGCAGUCAGUCCACCUUCCCCUACAAGCAGGACGUGUUUGAGUUGUGCAUCAAGAGAGCCAUCAUGGAGUUGGAUCGGAGUACUAACUACCAUCUAGAUAGCAAGACUCCUGGACCUCGAUUUGACAUCAAUGACACCAUCAGAGCUAUAGUGUUAGAGUUCCAGAGUACCUACCUCUUCACACUGGCCUAUGAGAAGAUGUACCAGUUCUACCGUGAGGUGGAUGCCUGGAUCACUGAGGAGUUGCGGUACGCCCCAGCAGGCCUCAGUCAUGGCUGGUUCAUCAGCAACCUGGAGUUCUAUGACCUGCAGGACAGCCUGUCAGGCGGCACUCUGGUUGCCAUGGCGCUGUCAGUGGCUGUUGCUUUCAGUGUCAUGCUCCUGACUACUUGGAACAUCAUCAUCAGUCUGUAUGCCAUCUUGUCGAUCGCCGGGACCAUAUUUGUCACAGUUGGCUCCUUGGUGCUUCUGGGCUGGGAACUAAAUGUUUUAGAAUCCGUUACCAUCUCUGUUGCAGUGGGGCUGUCUGUUGACUUCGCUGUUCACUAUGGGGUGGCCUACCGGCUCGCCCCAGAGCCUGACCGUGAAGGAAAGGUGAUUUUCUCUCUCAGCCGUAUGGGCUCUGCUAUUGCUAUGGCAGCACUGACUACCUUUGUUGCAGGGGCCAUGAUGAUGCCCUCGACCGUAUUAGCCUACACCCAGCUGGGCACAUUCAUGAUGCUGAUCAUGUGCAUCAGUUGGGCCUUUGCUACCUUUUUCUUUCAGUGUAUGUGUCGCUGCCUGGGACCCCAGGGGACCUGUGGACAGAUCCCUCUGCCCAAAAAGCUGCAGUGUCAGGUGUUCUCUGAGGUCACAUCACCGGGCCCCUCAUCUCAGGGGAAAAGCUCUGGCCUAGGGAAGUACCAGCUGGACAGCAGGGGUGGGGAGGUAGAGCAUUAUGAAUUAGAGCCAUUGGCAUCCAGUCAGAAAACUGAGGAUAAACCCAGAGAGGAGCAGGAGGUGUGUGCCCAGCUUUUUAAUGGAAUUCCUCCUCAGCACCACACCGCCCCUUAUUCACACAUCCAUUAUAAGAGUAAACCUGAGACUGGUAGAAUCGGCCCUGAGAACGGGCUUGUAGCUGCACUGAGCACACCAUCCAGGUGCCAGUACACUCAGAACACUAACUGCACGUGUGGGGACCCUCCUUCUCACCUGUCUCAGCAGUGGACCCCUCACUUGUGUGCUCAGCCUCCCCAGGACUCUUCGUCCUGCCCUCCCACCCCUCAGCUCUUCCCCUUCUCAGGAAACACCCUGAGCAAGCAAAAUGCAGCCUUGUUAGCUACAAACUUGGACCCAGUCUACACACACAGGGAGUGUCGAAUGCAUUAUGUCCACUGUCCCCCUGCCCAUUUCCACCACUGCUCCCAGGGAAGAGCAGUGGCCCCCAGGCAAGGAGCUGCCUACAGCUGCCAUCUCAGGAAGUACUGUGUCCACACUGCAAGCCUGCUGGCUGGUUCAGCCAGAGAGCAGAGACCCACGACCACAGCUUCAAACCAGGACACAGUCACUGGCUCACAGCCUUUGGCGCAAGAGGAUGAUUGCAGACAUGAAAUGAGGCCCACAAGCCCAAAUAUCAGUACUGAAGCCCCAACACAACCCCAUGCUCAGUGCCCUUCCCCCUCACUGGACUCACCACACACAACCAGUCAUGAAAGACAGAAGGCAAAGGACAGUGACCAUUGUUGUGGUGAUAACCAUGUGUCCAUUAUAACCACAGAUACAACAAUGCAAAUGGAUUCUUGUUGUAAAAUCCCUGGCAACCAGGAGAAGCUCGAAAGUGUUCCCGUCACACGGGAGGAUAGUGUCAAAAAGUGCAAACGGAACUCCAAAAGACAGCGGGCGUCGUCCGCCUCUCCAAAGAAACUCUACUGUUUUAACAGGACGUUGAAAGUGAAGUGCAAUUCAGCUUCAGAGUUUAGCGUGCCAAAAACUGAAACCAGUGUGCCUCCUAUUGCAAUAAACACCCAUAACUCUUCUGAAAGCUUAUGCUGAUGAUAAAUUGAUAUUUUAAUAGGAACUCAAUUCAUAACAAAUGGCAAAUGUCCAUAAAAAGGAAUGACACCUAUGAUGUACUGUAUCUGUGCAAUCAAACAAGGUUUGUGAUGUGUUUGUUGACCAAGUGCCUCAACGUGUUUCAUACAGCAGCCCGGAAAUAUAUUCGGUUUACACGUUUCUUGUACUCACCAGAUCUUAAUGGGCCAGAUUGUGUUUGAUUUUACACUGAAACACACACUAUUAUUAAAGCUACACCGUUAUGGAAAAUUAAUGGUCUUUUCAGAAAGACACCUCCAAGAAAUUUUGCUAAUUGAAGUGUUAUACAGCAGACAUUUGCACCGACAUAAAAUCGUACAGUAUCUGUAUUGUGACAUUGUGUGUAAUUAUCAAUAUGUUGUCAGAUAUGAUCACAUCAACUGUAACAAAGAUGUGCCACAUUUUCCAAGAUGAUUAAAAGUUGUUGCCUGACA
Molecule: messenger RNA, 5960 nt
Organism: Scatophagus argus
Lineage: Eukaryota; Metazoa; Chordata; Actinopteri; Scatophagidae
Gene: disp1
Product: dispatched homolog 1 (Drosophila)
Exons: 12
Coding region: 676-5487 (1603 amino acids)
Cellular component (GO): membrane
Source: RefSeq, a predicted model, not a curated record